Molecule: messenger RNA, 1377 nt
Organism: Metarhizium brunneum ARSEF 3297
Lineage: Eukaryota; Fungi; Ascomycota; Sordariomycetes; Hypocreales; Clavicipitaceae
Source: RefSeq, a predicted model, not a curated record
AUGACUGUAAACAGCUGGGAUCUCUCGUUGCAAAGGGCUGUCCGCAGCAGCUGGGAAGCGACGAGAUUCAAUUGGUAUCUGGGCUUCACUGCUUUUGGCGGGCCGCCGGUGCAUUUUAAGAUUUAUCAAGAGCUGUUUAGCAUCUCGCAGGCAUUAUGUGGCCCCGCAAGCACCAAGAUGCUCUAUUGUAUCAACCUCAUCCACGGGGGCUUGCUUGCCGCCAUCCUGGCGUUUCUAAUAUGGAGUCUGCCCGGCGCAUUGGGCAUGUUUGGCCUGUCCAUCGGCGUCUCCAACAUCCAGGAUACUCUACCGCGGGAGGUAUACGCGCUCCUGUCCGGCCUCAAUGCCGCCACCGUCGGCAUCAUUGCACUGGCAGCGGUUGAACUUUCCGGCAAGGCCGUCACCGACCAACUCACCCGGAUACUGGUCUUCUUGGCGGCCACGGCGGGAAUGCUGUACAACGCACUGUGGUACUUCCCGGUCCUGAUGGUACUGUCCGGCUGCGCCGCCGUCAUACAUGACUACCGCUGGCUUCACCGGCCGGUUCGCAACGUGAAGAGUUUAUGGGUGAGGCUGGGAGGAGCCUCACCGGAGCCAGGACGGGUCGUUGGUGAAGGAGGAAGCGUUCCUGGCGAGCACGACGUCCCUCCAUCAGAGGACCCUGAGCCUCGUACUAUCCCGCAAGAAUACCGCCUCGAGUUCUCCUGGAAGGUCGGGACGGCAAUCAUCACGGCAUUCUUCCUCACCUUCAUCGUCAUCAUGGUCCUUCGUGGUGUUUUGCGCAGUCCGCCCAUGCUGUUUAAACUAUUUGCAAACUUGUACCUCGCAGGGACCAUCAUCUUUGGCGGAGGACCAGUCGUCAUUCCCUUGUUGAGAGAAUACGUCGUCGCAGAGGGAUGGGUCAGUCCCCGCGACUUUCUCAUCGGCCUCGCCAUCACCCAGGCUUUUCCAGGACCAAACUUUAACUUUGCCGUCUUCUUGGGUAGUCUGGCCGCCAUCAACAGCGGGUAUUCUUCAGUGGCAGGCGCCAUUCUUGGGUUCUUGGGGAUAUUUCUCCCCGGCAUUAUACUUGUCCACGGAACCAUGGGCGUCUGGAGCGCCUUGCGGAGCAGGCCGUGGGUGAAAUCCGGACUGAGGGGCGUGAAUGCUGGCGCUGUCGGGUUGAUCUAUGCAGCUGUGUAUCGCAUAUGGCAGGUGGGUUAUAUCGAUGAAGGGUUUCAGUCAGGGAAGAGCCUUGGUGACGACCCGUGGUGGGUGGUGGUCACUGCUACGACGUAUGUAGGUGGGAGGCAUUUUGGGGUUCCCGCGGCGCUUGCGAUUGUGCUUGGGGCCGUGUUGGGACUGGUGAGGUAUGGUGUUGUUUCGGCUCGAAACUAG